Molecule: messenger RNA, 1566 nt
Organism: Synchiropus splendidus (mandarinfish)
Lineage: Eukaryota; Metazoa; Chordata; Actinopteri; Syngnathiformes; Callionymidae
Product: protein CFAP20DC-like
Exons: 8
Coding region: 105-872 (255 amino acids)
Source: RefSeq, a predicted model, not a curated record
CCUGUUGGAUGCUGAUAAACAAGGGUGAACUUAUUUAAGGAGAUCAUAUAAGCCAGUCCUGCACUACAUUGGAAGUUAUUCACCGAAGCGUCAGCUGCUAGAACAUGGCUGUCCAGUGGAGCGUCGCGUCAUGUAAACUGUUUGAGAAUCUGUACAGGGGCCCCGGGUGUAUUGAGCUGUUCUGCGCUCGAGGAAAUAAUCCAGCCAAGAACUGGAAACUCACCGGCUCCUCUUCAGCCAUUCGCAGAGAUUACAAUAAAGACCUCCGAGGACUUGUUUACCGCCUGGAUGCAGGCAGCAGAAUGGUCAAAAUGCAAAUGCCAGCAAAUGAAAAAAUGUCCCUGGGGAUUGAACAACGAUUCCUGGUGUUCCAGGUCAACAUUCCAGAUGAAAAAGAUUUCUCCUUUGAACUUGUGGUGACUGGUGUGGACAACAUCCAGAGACGACUCUACUUCUCCACGAUGCGCAGGCAGCUGUGCACCUCGUCGCUUUUCAACGCUCAGAUCCCAGUCAUGGGAAUCAAGCGCGAUGUUUGGUCCACUUUGUUCUUUGACCUCAAAUCAUUCAGUGAAGUGUUCACUACCAAAGGGCGGCUGACUCUGAACACUAUCACCUUACACGCAAACUGUGAAGUGCGUCGAAUCUUCACCAUGGAACCACAAGCAGGAAUAUCCAACCUCGACUUUUUCCUGGAUGAAACCGCUCUCAUGCGCAUGAUCCCCGCCAACUAUAAGUACCCGAAACACAUCAGCGAUGAGGUCCAAAUCUUGGACUUGGCAAGCUGCAAGCGGCAGUUGAGAGAACAAGUCCUGAUCCUUCAAGACAAAAGAGAACCCGAUGACCUGAGAACCACGAUGAAGAACCAAGGCUGAAAACGAGUCGUAAAUGGAGCUGACAAGUCGAGUGAUGGCUGUCGUGAUGACGGAGGCUUGAAGAUCCGGUGUUUGAUAAGGAACCAAAGUCUCCUGUAAACCCUGAUGCCUGGAUUAUUUCGACGCUAUUUAUAAUGUAAAAACGAAAAUAGUCGGAAAAAGAAUUGUUUUUCAUUUUAAACAGCCACAAAUUGCUUUCACAAAAGUGAUUAUAUAACACUAAACUAUUUACUAUAACUCUUCAGGAACUUGUCGCCCCUUCUUCUACCACCCCAGUUAGCACACACCUCUAUGCUAGCAAAAAUUAUUUAAUGGUCGCCUCAGUUCAACUCACCUGUAACAUGUCCCCAUGUGUUUUGAACUUUGUUUUGAUCCGACUCCCUAAUGUUGGUGCUGCUUCAUUGUGUCGUCCUGCUGUUGUCAGAAGUGUUUCGCAUCUGCUCAGGCUAAGCUACAUGCUGAGGAGUCUGGGAAAUGAAGAAACAAGUAGAUUUGGAAAAAGAUUCUUGUGCAUGUUGCGAAUAAAAAUAGAAAACUCCAUCUGGAUUUUGGUCUUUUGUGACCGUUUGCUAGUGUUUUCCAGCAUCGCUGCCCAGCUAACCCUCACAAGGUUAAAGUGGCAAGUCCAUUUCCUAAAUACUGAAAUGCUACUUGUGACUCAGAGAAGAGUUUCCAAGUUUAAAACCAGCUGCUU